AUGUCAUAUGUCAUUUGUUUAGAAAAGAGUAGAUGUUCCGAUCCAUCUGAGAACAACUGCAGUCCAUAUGCGUUUUGUACGGAACUGGGAGAUGACGACUACACCUGUAAAUGCCGCGACGGCUAUGAGGAUGUAUCCGAGGAUCCAUCGAAUUACCCUGGCCGAGUUUGCGAACCCUUUGAAGACAAGUGCAACGACCUGACCUUGAAGGAACAGCACCCGAACGCGCUGUGUACAAAGGUCGGCAGGAAGUACAUCUGGGAGUGCAAACCCGGCUACUACGACGCCUCUCCAGACCCGAUGAACAACCCGGGCGAAGUUUGCGUUCAGCUGAUCGACGAGUGCAAGAACCCUCAGAACAACAACUGCAGCAGAUAUGCGAAAUGCAUCGACAAGCAAAUGGGCUACACCUGUGAAUGUCUGUCCGGCUACUACGACAACAACCCUGAAAUGCCGGGUCGCCUGUGCACUCUGAUUGUGAACGAGUGUGAGUACGACAACAUGAACGACUGCCAUCCGCACGCGACAUGUACCGAUCAACUGGUCGGCUAUAAUUGCUCCUGCAAACCGCCGUUUCAUGACAUGUCGCCUGAUCCGAAAAAGCCUGGAAGGAUUUGUCAAUACAACGAGUGCCUUGAUGAUACCAUGAAUGAUUGCGAUUCGAAUGCUGAGUGUCAAGACACCGAUGAAUCGUACAUUUGCUUUUGUAAGCAUGGCUUCAUGGACGAAGACCCGACGAGACCCGGCAGAAAAUGUGCUCCAAUCACGACGCUUCCACCGAUAACAACUCCGACGCCAUGCGAUAUACCCUGCGGCCGCAAGCGUUGUUGCUCGUCACUCGGUGAGGUUUGUCUGCAAGGAGAAUGCGCCUGUCCUCCAGGAUAUGGCAGGAACGCUCCGAGCGAGCACUGCGUUGUGGUGGACGUUUUCCAUAUACCGGCUAACGUUAUUCGGCGUGGAUCUUACCCACUGGUUUGGACUUCGAGCUACGCCGAACCUCACAGUGCCACCAGCAUCGACAUGAUGGAUGUGUUUCUGACAGGCCUAUCCCAAGUAAUCGAAAAGACGCCGGUGCGCAGUGGGUACAUUACGUCGACGGUGCUGGACAUUGCCAACCCGAAGACCAUCAGUUCACAGGCAAAGGGUCUCGUGUUUAAGUCGGACAUCGAGUUCAGACGAGGUUCCACCAAUCAGGACGAGCUGUGCCAUUACCUGAAUGAUGUUGUGCGUCAAGCGAACUACACCCUCGGUUCCACUGAACUGCGACUCGACCCGAACUUCGACUUCUGUGAGGGCUUCAAGGAGGCUCCUGAGAAUCUCUGUGGUGAUCGAGUUUGCGACAAAUCGCUGAACGAAAUUUGUCUCGGUGGCAAAAUGUGCGGCUGUGCGUUUGGUAAAGGUCGACGACUCUCCAACGAACAGUGCGUCGACGUGAUGCCAAUUGAGCUGCCUUUGUGGGUGAUUCGCGAAGGCCACGAGUACCUAACGUACAACCGCUCUGUUGCCAACAUGGCUAGUCCGUUAUACCAGCACCUGGUCAAAACCUUCACCACCGGGUUCACCGUGUACUUUCCGGCGGCUGAUUCAAUAGCGCCAGCCGAAGCUUUCGAUCGCCUGAUGACGUCAGUAGAGAGCACUGAUUUUGCGAUCGGCAACACUGAUUUGUACAUCAACGACUACCAACCGCCUUUCUCAUGUUAUCGUCACAACUGUGACAAGAACGCCUUACUGAUAGACCGUGGCGAUGGCGGCUGUGCCUGCAAAUGCAGAGAGGGCUACGUUGAUGCUGACGUUCGUCACCCAGGAAUGCAAUGCAACAAAAUACGGAAAGACUUGAAAAAUCCGGAAAAGAUUUACCCAAGCAAGCCGCAUGGUCUGCUAUUCAACACGACGUUUGCCGUCAGCCCCGGAAGCAUUACGAAGGAGGAGUUCUGUCAAAGACUGAUCGAAGAGAUUCGACGUUCAGAUGACAGAAUCGACGGCUCUCAGCUAUUCUUAAGCCAGAUUGACCCAUGCAGUACGUGA
This is a messenger RNA of Soboliphyme baturini, 2025 nucleotides long. The record is from the annotation of a GenBank genome assembly. NCBI's taxonomy places the organism in Eukaryota, Metazoa, Nematoda, Enoplea, Dioctophymatida, Soboliphymatidae.